AUGGAAUUAAACGACUCGGAUGAGGAGAAUCUGGAAGCUCUCCUGUUUCGCAAGGCUAGCGAACGGCGAAGAAAGCGAUCACGUCACUCCCCUCGUCGUGGAUCCUCACCUUUUACUUGGGAUGGUGACCCACACGCUCGAGAUCGGCGAAGAUUAUCAUCAUUUACUACAUCAUCUGGAGAUGAAACAGCAGUUUCCAUCGACGACGCUGACAUGACAGACGAAGAAAUACUAGAAAACAUGAGGCUAUACAAGCAGGUCAUCGAAUCCAUCAAGAACCAGCCCUGGAGGAUGAAAACGAAGUACAAGACACUACGACGAGCCAAAGCUUAUGUUAAUAAACAUGAAGGCGAACUAGUUCACAGCAAACGAUCAAAAGACAUAGUGGCAAAGUACAAACUGUUGUUGAGUAAGUGGUUCCAGAGAUUAGAAAGAGGGAUGGCAAAUCUUGUUGUUACUCUAACUCCUUGGGCCAUGAGGAUUAAAAGGAUCGAGAGUCACUUUGGAUCUGUAGUGGCGUCUUAUUUCACAUUUCUUCGUUGGGUUUUUUGGAUCAAUUUUUUUAUCACUACAUUUGUGUGCUGUUUCUUAAUGGUACCUGAGGUUUUGCGAGGCCAAGAUGACCCAACAGGGAUGCGGAAAGAAAUUGAGACUGAAGAACAAGAUAGUGCUUUAAACUUGAAGGCAAUAUGGGACUUCGAGGGUUAUCUGAAAUACUCUCCAAUAUUCUACGGCUACUACAGUAACAGAGAAAUGACUGAAGAGGGUUAUCGCCUACCACUGGCUUACUUCCUCACUUCUUUAGCUGUGUAUGUCUUCAGUUUUGUUGCUAUUCUUAGAAGAAUGGCAGAAAACUCCAGGAUGAGUAAGAUGUCCGAAAAAGAUGAGGAAUGUACCUUUAGUUGGAAGCUUUUCACUGGAUGGGAUUACAUGAUUGGAAACGCAGAAACUGCUCUUAACAAGAGCGCUUCACUCAUUAUGAGCUUCAAGGAGGCAAUUCUCGAAGAAAAGGAGAAGAAAAAAGACGAACGGAAUUGGAAAGUGAUUGUUUUGCGUACAUUGGCGAAUUUCACAGUUAUCCUCCUCCUAGCGUCGAGUGCAUAUGCUGUCGUUUUGGUGGUCAAACGAUCACAAGAACCUGAAGCUGAGUCCACCUGGUGGCGGCAAAAUGAAGUGAGUAUUCUUGUCAAAAAUUCACCUCAUAAGCAAAUGUGUAUAACUAGUACUCUGUGCUCGGUGGAAAACGAUUCUCUUGGUUCAUACAUAACAACUGCGUUGUUCGAGUUAAAAACAAACCUCACCGUAAUGUUGGAGCAAACCACCGUUUUUUCAACUAUCUUAACAUCGACAGAAUCAUAUUCUACUUCGAACACCACGGUAAUGGAACCUUCUCGGUCCCUUGUUGGCCUGUCUCUAAAACUCUCUGAACCAGGAUUGGAUCGUGUUCAGACUGACAUGAACACGUGCAAUAUUGCAUUGCUGGUUAACUGUACCACAGUUCUUCUUUCAUGGGUGCGAAAUUCUAUCGGAAAGGAGAAAUUGAAUUUUCUAGAAAAGAUAAAGCCUUUUCUGUCAAGAAACAAAACUCUGAAAAAAAACUAUUUCAGUGAUCAUGAUGAUGAUGAUGGGAUUAGUACUGAGACUUUUUCUAAUUUCUUGAACUUCGAGAGAGAAAACGAAACAGUUGAGUGGUUUGUUGUCUGGAAUGAUACAAACACAUCCGCGCUGAUAAACACCACAAGGGAUCUAAAUAAUCAGUGGAACAUAUCAAUCGCAACCCUCUUGACUUCUAAUAAUCAAACUGAUUCCUUUCAAGAUGAUGCUCUGAAUCGAACUUUUGAAUCUUUUUUUGAAAGUACAAAUGCUUCACAAAAACAUAAUAUUUUAUCGUUGCUAAAUACUACGUUGUGGCAAUGGCUGUCUAUCAACAGCACAGACUUCAAUGGUAACGUGCCUGAUUCUUUAGAAAACUGUUUGAAAUUGAUAUCAAAUUGUGUAACCCACACUGAAGAAAAUGAUGGUUUGACAUCAUCUUCGGCUUCGACAGACCCUAGAUUGACGAAUGCUAAUAACGAAACAAGUAAUACCACAGAAAUACUAGCAAGGGAUUCCGAGAUCCCUCCAACUUCCACUAUACCGGACUGCGGUGAUAGGGAUUGUAUAUCUUACUAUAGCGAACAGACCACCGGAAGUGUGAGCCAGGAAAUGUCGACACUCACUACGAAAUGUGAGGGAAAAGAGUGUAGCACUGAAGAAGAUAUUGUAGGGCUUAUUCUUCAGGGAGACGACUCCAUUAAAGAACAACUUAGAAAAUUAUGCUGGGAAACUAUGUUUGGACAGGAACUUGUAAAAUUGACAGUGAUGGACUUGGUAAUGACAAUCAUCUCGAUAAUAUUAAUGGACUUUCUUCGGGCUGUGUUCGUGCGUUACGCUAACAAAUGUUGGUGUUGGGAUUUAGAAAAGAAAUUUCCAGGUUACGGAGAUUUUAAAAUAGCUGAAAAUAUUCUACAUCUAGUCAACAACCAAGGCAUGAUAUGGAUGGGUAUGUUCUUCAGUCCAGGCUUACCGGCUAUCAACACUGUCAAACUCUGUAUUCUACUGUAUGUGCGUAGCUGGGCUGUUAUGACCUGCAACAUUCCCCACGACACAGUCUUCAAAGCUUCCAGAUCUAAUAACUUCUACUAUGCACUGCUGCUUAUUAUGCUGUUUCUGUGUACUCUUCCCGUGGGCUUUUCUAUAGUCUGGCUAGAACCCUCUUGGCACUGUGGGCCUUUCAGUGGCUACAGCCGUAUCUACCGAAUAUUCACGAGCUAUUUGGAGGAUGUACUACCUUCGUGGAUGAACAAGGUUAUCGAAUAUAUCACCUCACCAGGAGUAGUAAUUCCAUUACUCUUAUUACUUGUGUUAAUAAUUUAUUACAUGAUCUCCUUGACUGGCUCUCUCCGUGAAGCUAACAAUGAUUUAAAGAUACAGCUACGAAGGGAGAGAACAGAAGAGAAGAAAAAGGUUUACGCCAUGGCUGACGGAAAAGGUGAAGACAAGAGUGUCGGAACCAGGUGGUCGUCUGCUAAAAAAAUAUUACCGGUUUUGCCGACAUGCAACAAGUUCCGGGCGUUAAGUCGUCAAAACGAACGUGUAACGGAUCGUCACGAUGAAGAAAGAAAUGUUACACGUGGUCAGCCAAAUAAUCAUAUAGAAACAAGAGUCAAAAGGCACGUGAAAUAUUCUUUAGCAUCUGAGGAAAAUCCUGUUGAUGCUCCUGAAACGUGCUAUAAUAGCAGAGAUGAGAAAACAGACGUUAAGGACCCAGAGGAGCCCUCAAGAAGAGAGACAGAACGUUUGGACACCGAAGACGUACCCGUCAUUACUAUCAGCCAUCCCGCCGACAAGGGUGUCAAUAAAAACAGAAAACUGACUCACCAACGGAGCACAGAUCGCACAAGCAAGUAUUCAGUGUUUUUUAGAAAUUUUUUACCUUGUUCAGUUUAG
This is a messenger RNA of Limulus polyphemus (Atlantic horseshoe crab), 3489 nucleotides long. Its product is annotated as transmembrane channel-like protein 3. The transcript has 20 exons. Gene Ontology annotation, molecular function: mechanosensitive monoatomic ion channel activity. Gene Ontology annotation, cellular component: plasma membrane. Bases 1 to 3489 code for a protein of 1162 amino acids. NCBI's taxonomy places the organism in Eukaryota, Metazoa, Arthropoda, Merostomata, Xiphosura, Limulidae. The record is from RefSeq and is a predicted model, not a curated record.